CAAAGGAAGUAUUGACAUUCACAUGCGGAAGUAAGAGUGGGGAAAACAAUCGGGUGGAUCGACGAACAGUAACUUUUAAUAAGUAGAAGAAACAAACGGCGGCGUAAUAUCUGGCUUGAACAGCUGCGGAUUUCUCUGGUGGACGUUUUCCACAUAAAGAAAAGUCAAGAUGGAGUUCCUAUUUGGAAAAAGAAAGACUCCGGAGGAGAUGCUCAGACAGAACCAGAGAGCACUGAAUCGAGCCAUGAGAGAUCUAGACAGAGAACGCCAGAGAAUGGAGCAACAGGAAAAGAAAAUAAUUGCUGACAUUAAGAAAAUGGCCAAGCAAGGACAGAUGGAUGCUGUUAAGAUUAUGGCUAAGGACUUGGUUCGUACAAGGCGGUACGUUAAGAAAUUCAUCAUGAUGAGAGCCAAUAUUCAAGCUGUCAGCCUUAAAAUCCAAACGCUCAAAUCUAACAACAGCAUGGCACAAGCCAUGAAAGGAGUCACCAAAGCUAUGGCCACCAUGAACAGACAGCUGAAGUUACCACAGAUUCAAAAGAUCAUGAUGGAGUUUGAGCGCCAAAGUGAAAUAAUGGACAUGAAGGAGGAGAUGAUGAAUGAUGCAAUCGAUGAUGCAAUGGGAGACGAAGAUGAUGAAGAGGAGAGUGAUGCUGUGGUAUCUCAAGUUCUGGAUGAGCUGGGUCUGACACUGUCUGAUGAACUUUCAAACCUGCCUGCUACUGGAGGAAGUCUCUCAGUUGCAAGUGGAAAGAAAGCUGAACCACAGCCUACGCUGGCAGAUGCUGAUGCUGACCUGGAGGAGAGGUUGAAUAACCUCAGAAGAGACUGAGAAUAAAAAUACUUUUAGUAAAGACUUUUUAUAAAUGCAGAAAUGUUUGUGCAAAGUUCACUUUACUGAAAUUUAGACUGACGCAAAGAAAAGAGGGAGGAAUAUUGGAGUAUGUGGAUGCGGUCUCUGUUUUGUUUUGUCAUUUGUCAUUGUCUCUUCUAAUGAUACUGGACAUGCUGUAUAAAUGUUUCUUCACCAAAAAAGUAACCCAAAUGAGAUGCAAUGCAUCAGACUGCUUUCAAGUCUUCUGUUUAGACAAAUCAUUUAUAGAGGUGAUAAAUUCUGAUCAACAAACAACUGGUUGCCAGAGAAUACAAGGUUCCAACUUAACUUUUAAGGAAAACUAACACUAAAUAUUGAAUUACUAUAAAAAUGGUUUAUGACAUCAUCUUUUAAAUAAAUAAUAAAUGUGGAUGGUGGUACUGAACUUUUAUAUAAAUGGUGUAAAAUGUAGCCACUGGAGUUUUUCAAUCUCUCUAUAUAAGGGGACCUCAGACUACCCUCUUUGAAAUACCUGUGCUAUUGUAAUAUCUAAUAGAUCUCUGCUAAUUAUAUUUUAAUCUUGAUCUUUCAGUGAUACUUGUAUAAUAAAAGUUUUUAUUUGUUUCUCA
This is a messenger RNA of Myxocyprinus asiaticus (Chinese sucker), 1443 nucleotides long. RefSeq names its product charged multivesicular body protein 2a. Gene Ontology annotation, cellular component: multivesicular body; ESCRT III complex. The transcript has 6 exons. NCBI's taxonomy places the organism in Eukaryota, Metazoa, Chordata, Actinopteri, Cypriniformes, Catostomidae. The coding region runs from base 170 to 832 and encodes 220 amino acids. The record is from RefSeq and is a predicted model, not a curated record. Gene Ontology annotation, biological process: late endosome to vacuole transport; protein transport; endosome transport via multivesicular body sorting pathway.